CCAAACUCUUCCCUUCUUCUUCUUCUUCGUCCUCCCUCGUUUCUCUUUCUCUUCCAUGAAACCCUAGGCCCAAAUGUCCUUCUCUGCCCUCUUCCUCAUCGCCGUCCGGGCCUUAUUACUGCUCUCCUUCUUCAACUUCGUCGCCCUAUCUCAGCUUCAAAACGAUGCCGCUUCGUGCCCUUUGAACUUCACCGUCCUUCGGCAACUGGCCCCAAGCCCUAGACGACGUUCUCUCGACGUCACCAACGAGUGCCGGUAUGUCCUCCAAAGUCUCCGACUCGUCCAGUCUAACUAUCUCCGACUCACCAACUCGUUUGUCCCUCCUCUCAACUCGUCUGACUCGUGCUGGUCCGAUUACCAAACCCUGCUUAAGGAUUACGUUCCUAAUUUUGAUAUUCGAUCCAAGUGUGGCUUUCAAACCAGCUGGAUCUCCCAGGGUUGCAUGAACAUCACCACCAGGGCGCAGUUCGAAGCCGUCGUCCCCAAGUCGGUGGUGAAUGGUAUCGUUGAUAAUUGUAACCAGUCGCUUCUUAAUGGUUCGCCCUGCGCCGCUUGCACAACCAGCCUGUCCAAUUUGCGGGCCUUGUAUUUGACCGGAACCUCCAUCGGGAACGUCUCCGAUUGCACGGCGUACCCGUCGAUUUAUGCGGCGGCUUUCGCCAACCAAUUUGGACCCACCGAUAUAGGAACGGCCAACUGCUUGUUUUUGCUCGAUUUGACGACUCAGAGCUCAGCAGGUAUGAAAAAACGGAAGAAAAUUGUGAUUUUGAUCGCUUUGAUUGGUUCUGGUUUAGGGUUGCUGGUGAUAAUUGGUGGGGUUUGGUUGUUAUGGCAUAAACAUAUGGAGUAUAAGGUGAAGAAGAGGAAGGAGGAACUCUCUAAAGAUAGAGAGAGAGGUUUGGGCUCGGCUUUGGAGUCCAUUAGUGGUAGUACUAAUUUGAUAAAGUUUACUUUUGAUGAGAUUAAGAAGGCAACUAGAAACUUCUCUAGGGAUAACAUAGUUGGGAGAGGAGGGUAUGGGAAUGUUUAUAAAGGAGUAUUGCUUGAUGGUAGUGAAGUUGCUUUGAAGAGAUUUAAGAAUUGUUCAGCUUCAGGUGAUGCCAAUUUUGCUCAUGAGGUUGAGGUUAUUGCUAGUGUUAGACAUGUCAACCUUGUUGCUUUGAGAGGUUAUUGUAUUGCUACUACUCCCUUUGAGGGUCAUCAAAGAAUCAUUGUGUGUGAUUUGAUGAAAAAUGGUAGUCUUUAUGACCACUUGUUUGGAUCUCCUGAUAACAAGCUCAGUUGGCCUAAUCGACAAAAUAUUGCCCUGGGGACCGCAAGGGGUUUGGCAUAUUUGCAUUAUGGGGCACAACCCUCAAUCAUCCACAGAGAUAUUAAAGCUAACAAUAUACUUUUGGAUGAGACUUUUGAAGCCAAGGUAGCGGAUUUUGGACUUGCAAAGUUCACACCUGAGGGAAUGACACAUUUGAGCACGAGGGUAGCUGGAACCAUGGGAUAUGUAGCUCCAGAGUAUGCCUUGUAUGGCCAGUUGACAGAGAGAAGUGAUGUGUACAGCUUUGGUGUUGUGCUUCUUGAGCUUCUAAGUGGGAAGAAAGCACUCCUUGUGAAUGAUGAGAGUCAACCCUCUCUUGUAACAGAUUGGGCAUGGUCUUUAGUAAGGGAAGGGAGAGCUUUAGAUGUUAUUGAAGAUAAUAUGCCAGAAAAGGGUGUGCCUGAAAUCUUAGAGAAGUAUGUGUUAGUUGCUGUUCUCUGUUCUCAUCCACAGUUGUAUGCCAGGCCAACUAUGGAUCAGGUUGUGAAAAUGUUAGAAACAGACUUGUCAGUGCCCAGUAUCCCGGAAAGACCAAUUCCUCUAGUAGCUGAUCUUGAUGACAUUGAAAGAUCUGUCAGCAGUAGUGGCUCGGGUAAUCUCUCGAGUUCUGGCUUUCAUCAAUAUCACAGUUGACAUCCUUUGGUUGCUAGUACGAAAAGGAAAAAGGCAGAACUUCCAGUAUAGAAUGGUGGCAAUGAAACUAAAUCUAAAAUAUCAGGUCCUGAUUGGUAUGCUUGCCGGAUAUUCUUGUCGGGGCUGCACGGUUCCUGAUUCUGGAGAUAGCUGUUCUGUAUCAUUAGUUCAUUCUUCUUAAAGCUUUUAAAUUAAACAGAUAAUGAUUUUAAACAUACCACUGACGUUUCAGUUUCAUUUGUAUCAUAUUCAAUAGCCUGAUUGGAUAGAGCAUUAGAAUUGUAUAUAAUUGUGCUAUAUCAAACACAUUCAUUUUCUGGUGCA
Molecule: messenger RNA, 2269 nt
Organism: Humulus lupulus (European hop)
Lineage: Eukaryota; Viridiplantae; Streptophyta; Magnoliopsida; Rosales; Cannabaceae
Product: probable LRR receptor-like serine/threonine-protein kinase RKF3
Exons: 1
Coding region: 74-1945 (623 amino acids)
Biological process (GO): protein phosphorylation
Molecular function (GO): protein kinase activity; ATP binding
Source: RefSeq, a predicted model, not a curated record